AUGGUGAGCAGUGGCUGCAGUGGCAGUGCCGGUGGCAACGGCAACGGCAACAACAACAACAACAACGACGACGACGUGGUCGACAUAAACGUCAACAACAACAACGACGGCAUGCACGACGGGUGUUCGGCCGAUUCGCUGGACGUGCACAGCUCCGAAGACCAAAGGUACAAACCGCUGUUGGAGGCCAUCAAGGCCGGCGACUACGACGGGUUCGAGUUCGCCGUGGACAAGUGCGGCGGCGAGGCACUCAGCUUCCGCGACGAAUGGGGCUACACGCCUGCCCAUUGGGCCGCGCUCUACGGCAACGCCGAGGUGCUCAGGUACCUGGUGGCCAGGGGCGUGACCGUGGACAUGUCAUGCUACGGGAUCCAGGGCUCCAAGCCGGUGCACUGGGCAUGCCGCAAAGGUCACACCGCCGCCGUCCAAGUGCUGUUGCAGGUAUUAUGCGCACACAUAGGUAGGUCGAUCAUAGACGUGGGUGUCGAUACCUUAUAA
Molecule: messenger RNA, 498 nt
Organism: Macrosiphum euphorbiae (potato aphid)
Lineage: Eukaryota; Metazoa; Arthropoda; Insecta; Hemiptera; Aphididae
Source: the annotation of a GenBank genome assembly